AAAUGAGGGCGCCAAACACGCCCUUUAAUCACGCACAGAAAAGCAGAAAAGGGCUUGCCGUCCCAUGUCAAAUAUUGUCUUCAAUUGGCCACAUUUCCAAGACCCCAUGAACGGAAAUUAUCGAUAUCUAGACAUUCAGGUUGACAGCACGUGAGUUACCAAGUGGAGAAAUAUUGGAACCGAAAGUCAGCACAGCAUCGUUGUUUCAACUUCCUCCUCCGUUGGAAUUACCCGUUACGAAGCAAGUCUUGAAAGGAGAGAGCAGAUCAGACCGGUUUGCAGAGGACAGACGCCAGUGUCAGUGUUGUGUUGUUGAUGCACUUGCCAACAAUGCAGAGCAGUCGUCAGUAGAUGAGGCAGAUCUCUACACUCUGUGUGCCUAGCCAUGGCCAAGGUUUCCAGGAUACUAUGGGGCAGGCUGAUUCUGAAGUGCGGGUUUUGUCUGGCUUUAAUCAUGACAGGUAGCAAUGCCCUCUCCACUCCUGUGACGAUCAUACGAGGUGAUGACAUCUCUCUGCCUUGCCAGGCCUACUACGCCAUCUCCUCCAAGAUCGACCCGUCCACCGUCAUGGUGGAAUGGAUCAAGGGCACCAACACGCUGGUGGAAACCGGCCAAACGGUCAACGGCCGGAUGCGACUGGACGCGGGUAACUACGGCCUGACCAUCUCAGUAACCGCACCAGGGGACCAGGGAUUGUACACCUGUCGGGCUGAAGGGGAACCAAGCACACCUAGCACCUCCAGUCCGCUGUUGAUGAUGACCACACGCGUUACCUUGACAACAACAGCUGACAGUAUUUUGUUCGAGGAGUCUAAUGUUACAUUAUCUGUUGAAGAACCAACAUCUCCUGGGGAUCCUAUUUCCAGGGUAAUCACUAAGAAUUCCAUCGACAUCUCGUGGAUGGGGACCAAUGGACCAGUCACCUCUUACUCCGUUCUAUACAGUGAGGGUACAACGACCCCCACCCCAGGGGCAGUCCCCAUGAGGGUGCCCAUCUCCCCAGGCCUACAGACCUCCCUCCUGGUAUCCGGCCUGCAAGCCUACACAGACUAUAGCUUCUGGGUGGAAGCCAGAUACCGUGGGGAUUAUACCAAGACAAGCGGGGUGGCCGUGUUCCGUACUGCACCCGGGACUCCAACAGCACCACCGCUGAAUGUUGCUGCAGUAGCCAGUAGUGCAUCCAGCAUCCAGGUCACAUGGAUGGCGCCCUCUAUUGACUCAGUCAAGGGAGAUCUGAUCGGCUACAAAAUCCUUCUGCGCUCGGAAGGAAUGGACAUGUCUUUGCUGUCAAUGGGCACCGCCACGAGUAAAGAUGUCAUGGGUCUACUGUCCUACACCAACUACAACAUCACAGUGGCAGUGUACAACAAUGCGAUGGGGGACGCUGCUAUUGGGCCAUACAGCAUGGAAGUGUUUGCACAGACACUUGAAGACGUCCCCAGUCAACCAGAAGAAAUCAAGACAGUCUUUCAGGAUGAGACCAGCAUCACAAUCUUCUGGAAAUCACCGAUAUACAUCAACUCAGUGGCGGUCACCUAUAACGUUGACUUCAGAAAGAGUGGAGCUCCCGACUGGAUGAGGAUAACCACAAACACAACGCUGGUUUACCAAACUACGACGGGCCUGGAAAUCUACACCGAGUACGAGUUCCGUCUGACUCCAGUGAACAGGAUCGGGGAUGGACCUCCGAUAACACUCAGGGCUUUUACUGACGUUGGAGCUCCGGGCCCACCCAUGAACAUCACGGUGCAAGACAUCGGCAUGGGACGUGCCAAGGUAUCCUGGAUGCAACCUGAGGUCUUCUACAAGAGUGUGGAUAGCUACACAGUCACCUACUGGGAGGCCGGCAAAAAUGUCACCAUGAAUGCUGUCGAGGUUGACAGACUGUGGCGGAUCUUGGAUAACCUUGAAGGCGGUGUCCAGUACGUAGUGGUAGUCCAAGCCGCUACCACCAGCCUCACGUCCAAAGUCAAGCAAGGGGAAGCCUCCCAAUCUGUCUUCUUUACCAUCGAAAAACCAGGUGCUAACACGACGGAGGUCCCAGGCUCCACAGCUGCACCCAACAGCACGGAGGGGUUAGGUACCCAGCCCGCUGGCUCCAACGUAGGGACGAUAGUUGGCGUGGUGUUUGCCAUGGCAUACGUGCUGGCUCUGCUGAUAGUGGGGCUCACCUUCCUCUUCGUCAGGAUGCGAAAGAAGGACCGUCUUGUAUUUGAAAAGCAGGAAAAUGGGGUGCCACCUGCCUUUGCCAAACCAGAUGAGCUGGAAGAGCCUCCCAUACCAGUCAGUAAGUUUGAGGCUCAUGUUAUCGCUAAUCACGCUGACAGCGAUGGGGGCUUUGCAACAGAGUAUGAGGAUAUUCAGCGUGUAAGCACCAGUUACCCCGCUCUAUCCAGCACAGACCCCAAUCUCAAAUACAAGAACCGAUACACCAACAUUGUGGCUUAUGACCACACAAGGGUGAAACUGAGUGUCUUGCCAAACCAGCCCUUAUCAGACUACAUCAAUGCCAGCUACAUCGAUGGUUACGGCCGACAGAAGGCCUUCAUCGCCGCCCAGGGCCCACUGAAGUCCACGUUUGAGGAUUUUUGGCGGAUGGUUUGGGAGCAGCACACGAUGGUGAUUGUUAUGAUCACCAAGCUAGAGGAAAGAGGAAGGCGGAAAUGUGAUCGCUACUGGCCAGCUAAAGGAAUGCCUGAGCGCUACGGGGAAUUUGAAGUCACACUGGAAUCCAAGGAGAAGUACGCUAGUCACAUGGUCCGUUACUUCCUACUCAAGCACAAACACAGGAAGGAAGCUCAAACACAUGGUAAAGCUCCUGAACGCAGAGUGGUGCAGUUCCACUUCACUGAUUGGCCAGACCACGGAGUACCAGCCUACACGUUACCGGUGUUGGCAUUUGUCCAGAAAUCGACGGCGGCUAAUCCUGAGGAUGCUGGGCCGAUGGUGGUCCAUUGCAGUGCUGGAGUAGGUCGUACAGGCACAUACGUUGUGAUUGACAGCAUGCUGAAACAGAUGCAAGCUGAGAACAAGGUCAAUGUCUUUGGCUUCCUGAAGCGAAUCCGGACGCAGCGGAAUUACCUCGUGCAGACAGAGGAGCAGUACGUGUUCAUCCAUGAUGUUCUCCUGGAGUGGCUGAAGGCAGGCAACACCACCGUGCAGGGGGCAGACCUGAGACAGUACACGGACAGGAUGACGCUACCUGAUGAGCAAGGCAAGGUCCUACUGGAUGAACACUACAAGUUCAUCGCUACUCAAAAGAUCCGGGAGUACGAGUUCUCCAAGGCCCGCCAUGCUCUGAAUCGCAGCAAGAACCGAAGUAAACUCCUCCCCAUCGAGAGGAACCGAGUGUCCAUCUCGGGCGUGGCUGGGCAGGACAGUUCUGACUACAUCAACGCAUCGUUCCUACAGGGUUACCGUAGGAACAAGGAGUUCAUAGUGACCCAGUACCCGCUGAAGGACACCAUGACAGAGUUUUGGCGUAUGCUGUGGGAGAGCAACUCAACGACCAUCGUCAUGCUAACGGACAAGGAGGAGGAUGAUAGCCCCAUCUAUUGGCCGACCAACAAGGAUGAGUCGUUGACCUUUGGGACCAUCAAGGUCACGCUGUGUGAGGAAGAACAUUCCAAUAUGUCUUACAUCACUAGGGAGUUCCUUCUCUGCUGCUCACAGGACGAUGACCAGUUGACAGUCAAGCAGUACCACUGUAGCUACUGGCCAGAUAGCUGCUCACCUCUCCACACAGCAUUUGACCUCAUCUACGCGUUGGAGGAGAGAAGUCGUAUGCUGGCGGUGGUCAACAAAGAUGUGGUUGGACCAAUCACGGUCCAUGAUAGGUUUGGGGGGCGGCAAGCAGGCACGUUCUGUGCACUCUCCACCUUGCAUCAGCAGCUUGCGAUGGAGAACAGCGUCGACGUCUACAAAGUGGUCAAACUCUACGCCAACAAGAGGCCAGGCAUGUUUGGAACAAAGGAUGAAUACCACUUCCUGUACCUAGCCCUCCAUAGUGUGUACACUGCGGAGCAGCAGAUUAAAAACUUGAAGGUGCAGUCGCUGAAUCGUCACGAUUCUGAAAGGAACAAAGAUUGGCACAAGACACGCUACCUGACAGCGUUACCAGACAGCAGCAACCUGCGUCAGAUGUCGGACUCGGCCCGGAACAGCUCCCUGGACAGUGACAACUGGUACCGGGCCCGCAGCCAGACUGUAGCCAGCACGGGCACACAGCGCAAUCAGCGGCCGUCUAAGUUCUGGCAUCGCCGGACCAAAUCAGAGAAACGCAAGCCCACCAACCCAAGCGUCACAAACGCCAACGCGCUGGAAGUGAACACGCCACCAGAUGACGCCCAGGGUCCAGAAGUCUACGAUUUAGCUGAGACAACCCACGACGGUCUGCCAAUGGACGGUAGUCUGGACUCAGAUGCCCACGUGGGCAACGGUACGCCAAGCACCGUACCAGACACCACGGUGCUACCUGAGAUCCAUCUGAACGGCUUAGACCACCUCCAGAACGACAAGCAUGACUCAGUGCACAUUGAGGACGGUGAGACCAUCGCGCUCAUGGGACAAAUCUCGCCUGAUAUCUCCCAGGAGAACGUGGAGAUGCCGACAGACUUCCACUUUGCUGGGACUGGGAAGAACAAAUCAAGGAGCAGGGAGUCCCUGGGCACGCACAGCACCAAAUCAGAAGAAACACGCAUGUGACCAGUCAUGUGAUCACACAUCACCUGACUACACACCAUUCUCCAUCAUGAUUAUAGCUGUCUUUUUCGUUUCAAGCCAUGAGGGGAACGUCAAAUCUAGGAAAAAAAUGCACUGAAAGUCCUCAUGAAGUCAAAUAAGAAAAAUCUGUGCGACUGUGAAAGUUCAUAAGUUGUCAACUUUCGCCCCCAAUAGUUUGUAAAUAGUAUACUAUGGACAACCAUGCAUCGUUGGUAUGACGUAGUCUCAUUGUAGACUCUGACUUGAUUUGAACAGUGUGUUUAAAUUAAAACUGGUCAUUAUGUAAGUUUAUCAUUCCAGUUAAAAAAAAACAACUAAGAAGUGCAGGAUUUUUUCUGUUGUUUAAGGAGAUGUUGCCUCUGUGUAAUUUCAGCUUGACGUUGCGUUGUCAGCCAGAGCAGUGGGUUUUUAUGCUCUGUACAUGUAUGUAUAUAUCUUCUGGAGCUGUUUGAAAAGAUGAAACAGUCAUCAUAAAAGUAAAAAAUGUAAAAUAACCUUGAGGUUCUGAAGAAAGAAACAGUGAUUAGGUUAUGGCAACAACAAAAAUAAAAGCAAAUUUUGAACAGGGUUUCAUUUUGAGUUUGCAGUUCAUGUUGUAGCUUUUUUUUAAAUACUACUUUAACUUGCUGCAACUUGACAACUUCAGGCUUUGUACAAUGAUAAUCAGACGGGUUUGCACACCGCUAGCUUAUCAGUCAUUGCUUAGGCAUGAAGGAUGGGGCAUUAUUGUUUUAUUUUGAAUUAAGUUAUUACAAACAUUUUGUACCUUUUUUCCCGAUGAACUUGCAUUUUGCCAAAUCGAUAUUUGAAAAGUUACAUUUUUUUAUAGCUGCCAAUGUACCUUUGUACCAUUUCUUUUAUAUUUUGAACAUUUUGGGUAAAGAAAUACUGUAAGAGAUUUUUUUUAAAAAUAGCCCUGUAUGAUAAACCCAAGGGCAAGAAAAAUAACACAUUAUAUAUUGUAGACUUAGAAGCAGUUAAAAACCACAGAGGCCUACGUAGACUGAAUCUUGCUCCGUUGGUGUAUGCCAGUAUCCUAACUAUGUAGAAAGUCUCUCUGUUAAUUCUUCAAAAAAUCUGACAUUUAAUAGUGGUUUCUGACUCUUCCAUCAUGUAGCCAUAUUGUUCACUUUCACAAACUUCCAACUUCACCAUUUAAAAGAAUACAUAAUUUCAUGUGUCACAGACACGUUUUAAAAAAUAAUUGUUCUUCAAAAUGUUACACUACUACACUACGACAUUUUUUCGUAUUUUCACAGAGUAGUCGCAUAUUAUCUCAACUGAAACACAUAUGGUAUGGCAGAAGUGUUUAGAGUGAGCCAUUUAGACAUUGUCCUAAUUACAUGAAACUGCUACAUACGUGUAUAAAGCGAGAAGAAUAGAAGAGUAUGUUUCCAAGAUGCGAUAGAAGCCAUUUUGUUACCUCUUAGAAUCUCGCUCUCUCCUGGCUGCCCAAGGCUAGUUUUGACGGCUGUUAUAUAGUUAAGCACAUUUUAAAUUUCUCAAGUAAGAAGUGAACUUCUUUGUUGAUGACUCCAUUACUCUAACCGUAAUUCAGGCGUUUUAUGCUAUGAAACAAAAUUUUGUUUGAAUCGAAAAUAAAGCAGGAGUCGGUGUCUGGAAAUUGGGCAUGGAGUGUAUUGUACAUGCAUGUACACGUACAAUUGUAUAUGUGACUGCAGCGUGGCCCAGAUUUCGGACACGUAUUUUUGUUCGCCCUAUUUUCCAAUUUUGUUGCCAUAUGCCAGUUUCAUCUCUGACAUUUAAAGAAUACAGUGAAGUGAAAAAUGAAGUUUAGAAACAGCACUUGGACUGUGUUUAGUCUUUAAAGUUCUUAACCAUGAAAACUUUUGACUUCAUUCAAAUGGAUAUAUUGCUUUUGAAAAUAAACUUCUAGUUUUCAGCAAAUGCUUCAUGCUGAGCAGAAAUCUGCUCACAUUAUACUUUACCUGACUAUUUGAGCUGAUAGCCUGUUUUUGCUAAAUAAAUAAUUUCUUGACCUAAACAUUUAUCCAAGCUUUGUAGCUCAAUCAAACUGGCCAUCACGUUUGAAAAGACUGUGAAUUUGUCCGUAUAAUUUGGGAUGUGUUUUGGUAGAAAAUCCUGUGAAUGUGUGUGCGUGUCAGCAUUGAAAGUCCAUAAAACAUACAGAAGUUAAACAGCAGGACCUGUUAUGUACAUAUCUGGCUCAAUGGGUCUUUUGUAUAUAGUGCUGUUCAGUAAAUGUUAAUAUUUAUAUCCCCAAAACUACCAUUUUUGAUUUUUUUUUUUUUUUUUAAUGAAAAUUUGUCUAUGUAUUAUUUUAUUUUAAUUUUUGUAUUUUUUUCUACGUUUUGUUUAAAGAGUAUAUCAAUUUUAUAUGAUGAAACCAUGACAACAUUUAGCAUUUGUUAAAUACCUUAAUAAGUAGAGGGGACAGUUGACAGACUUUUCAGUUGAACUGUUUUUAUUUAUUUCCUCAUUUUAAUUUUUUUAAAUUUCUUUACAAAAGGUAAAAGUGUGUUAUAUAAACAGGACGGUGGUGCAUUUGAAUGUAAUCUAAAACAAUUGUCAUACUUGUAUAAAUUAAAUCAUAUUGUGACAGGGUGGCAGUAUUACAGAAUGUGUGCUGACAAAAGGUCGCCGUUUGUUGUUGAAAAGAAUGGUCAGUUUUUGGUGUCUUGUUUUUAAAUUGCACCAGACUUGUCAGACUUGACAUUUGACGACUAAGUGUCAAAUUCAGUCAGUGAUGACUAUUAUUAAGAUGAGUUUUUAUACUGGAGAUCAUUUUAAAAAGGAAAUUACUUGUGGCUCAAACACAUGUAAAUACAAUCAUGAAAAUCUGCACCGUGUUUGUUGUCAUGUAGAUUUGGCAAAGAAAUUGUAUUGACUUUCUUUUGCUUUUUGCACACAAAAUUAUAAUGAAAUAUUAUUCCAAGUUAUGAACAUUUGUUAAUUGUUCAAUCGGGGGACAUACAGGAUUUCAAUUUUGAAUCAAACCAGUGCAUUGUGGGCUUUCUACUAACCGUUAAUGUGUAAAAUAUUUAUUACUCAAAUAAAAACUUGUGCCUAUAUAAUGUGAUUACUUAACUAUUACUUGCUCUGUAAAUGGUGCAGAUUUGCAACUUUUUUCCCAAUUAAUUCUGUAAACUGAUAAAACAAAAUGAAAAGUUCCUAUAGACAUUUGUUCCUCAAAAUUGACAGUCAACAUUGAUAUAGCAGGAUUUUAACAAUCAUUAUGUACAGUAACACAUGCGUAGGCAGACAAGAAACAAGAAUCAAGAAACAAUAACAAGAAACAAAGAAUGUAAAUUACACUAAAUAAACCAACUAAAAACAAAGGUUUGUGUGGGAUGUUUGUGGAUGAAAAGUGGAAUAUCCGGGUCAUUCGGAAGUAAAUCAUUCCAUGCUCAAAAUAAAAAAGAAAAAGAUUUAGCAAUCAUUCCCAGUGUCUAAGUAAACACAGAUCGAUCAGAGUAAAUCAUACACAUGUAUAAACUAAUAACUGUUAAUAAUUAUGAAUUAAAAACUUUGGGGGCUAGUCUUUUUGUUAAAGUGCAGUAUGUAGAUAUGUAAUUUAAAAAGCACAACUCAUUAUCUUGUAGAUUGUUCAAUUUUUUCAGUUUUGUGUUUUCAUUUUGUUUUAGUAUCACACGUGUAUGACGUACAAUGUAAAUCAAAACAAAGUUCAUAUCCAAUGAUUUUGAGAUUAAUAAACAAGGAGCUGUGCAUUAUAA
This is a messenger RNA of Patiria miniata (bat star), 8439 nucleotides long. RefSeq names its product tyrosine-protein phosphatase 99A-like. The record is from RefSeq and is a predicted model, not a curated record. The transcript is spliced from 29 exons. Lineage: Eukaryota; Metazoa; Echinodermata; Asteroidea; Valvatida; Asterinidae. The coding region runs from base 386 to 4705 and encodes 1439 amino acids. Gene Ontology annotation, biological process: protein dephosphorylation. Gene Ontology annotation, molecular function: protein tyrosine phosphatase activity; protein binding.